ACAAACAGCAGGACAGGCAGAGACAGCAACAUCUCAGAGAUACUGAGAGUCUCAGGAAGAGGAACAGCUUUCAUUUUUUUCUAGUCACUAGUAAGAAAAUGAACAUGUCAGCCAGGGUUGUAUUUGGAAAGGGGCGACUCGCUCCCAAGCAGGUUGCCUACGCUUUCCCUCAGACAGAUUCCCUGAGGAAAGGCAGCCGGUCUGCAGGAGGGAAGAGGAGGAUGUUCUCUUUUUCUAUCAGAUGUCGUCUGGGCAUCAUCAGGGGGAGAACCAAAGAUGAAGGGCCGUACUCAAAGGGGAGUAAGGAAUCCGGGACAACUGACCAAUCGCAUUCAUCCCAGAGACGCAGCUUUUCAGCAGACGAGUACAGAGGAGUGACCACAGUGGACCUGAUGAAAAGGGAAGGCAGCAGCCUUGGCCUCACUAUAUCCGGAGGGUCUGAUAAGGACGGCAAGCCCAGGGUGUCAAACCUCCGGCCAGGUGGGCUAGCUGCCAGGAGUGACCAGCUGAAUGUAGGAGACUACAUCAAGUCAGUAAACGGCAUUAACCUGUCAAAGCUUCGCCAUGAUGAGAUUAUCAGCCUGCUGAAGAACAUCGGGGAGCGAGUGGUGCUGGAGGUGGAGUACGAGCUGCCUCCGUUCGUCCAAACCCCCUCAGGAGUCCUAACCAAAACCAUAGAGGUGUGUUUACACAAGGAAGGAAACAGCUUUGGGUUCGUCAUGAGAGGAGGCUUUCAUGAGGAUUGGCGCAGGUCUCGUCCUCUGGUGGUGACCUACGUGAGGCCCGGAGGUCCUGCUGACAGAGAGGGCACUCUGAAAGCUGGAGACCGGGUUUUGAAUAUAGACGGGAUGCCUUUAAACAGAGAGAAGCACGCCGACGCCCUGACCAUGUUGAUGCAGAGCAGCCAGGAAGCUCUGUUCCUGAUUGAGUAUGACGUCUCUGUCAUGGAGGCGGUGCAGCAAGCCUCAGGCCCUCUGCUGGUGGAGAUAGUGAAAGGUCCCUCAUCCAGCCUGGGGAUCAGCCUCACCACAACACUAUACAGGAGCAAACAAGUUAUCAUCAUUGACAAGAUAAAGCCAGCCAGUGUGGUGGAAAGAUGUGGAGCACUGCAUGUAGGAGACAUCAUUCUGUGUAUAGACGGGACCAGCACGGAGCACUGCUCUCUGAUGGAGGCCACGCAGCUGCUCGCUAACAGCUCGGACAUUGUAAAACUAGAGAUUCUCCCAGCCAGUCAGAGCAGACUUCCCGUCAGGCCACAAGACACAGUUAAAGUGCAGAAGAGCAACCAUCACCACUGGGACCAAAGCAGCAACUACUGCCAUCCCCCACAUGCCAGCCACGGCAAGACAUGGAGCAGCCCGAGCCACCCACACAACCAGCAGGACCACUGCAAAUCUCUGGUGAGUGGUGGCUUCUCCCCUUCCUCCACAGCCACCUCAGGGUUCAGCAGCCAGGGGAGCAACACCCUGCCCUGCCCCAUCCCAACCGUUGCCCCAAACAGUCCUCGCAGCUCCACUGGCAAGAGAAGGACCAGGAAGAAGGACCACAAGAGCUCAUUGUCUCUGGCAUCCAGCUCUGUUGGUCCUGGAGGGCAGAUUUUCCAUGUGGAAACAAGUGAGAUCGUCCUGAGGGGGGAUCCACUCACAGGUUUUGGGCUCCAGCUGCAGGGAGGUGUCUUUGCCACAGAGACCCUGUCUGCUCCCCCCGUCAUCCGCUUUAUUGAGCCCGACAGCCCUGCUGAGAGGUGUGGGCUGCUGCAGGUUGGAGACAGACUGUUGUCAAUAAAUGGGAUCCCAGCUGAAGAUGGCACCUUGGAAGAAGCCCAUCAGCUGCUCAGAGACUCGGCUCUGGCAAAUAAAGUCACAGUGGAGGUCGAGUUUGAUGUUGCAGAGUCAGUGGUCCCCAGCAGUGGCACUUUCCAUGUCAAACUACCAAAGAGGAGAGGAGUGGAGCUUGGCAUCACCAUCAGUGCAAGUAAGAAACCUGGCAAGCCCCUCAUCAUCUCUGACAUUCGAAAAGGGAGCAUAGCACACAGAACAGGCACUCUGGAGCCUGGAGACCGGCUGCUCGCCAUAGACAGUGUGCGGCUGGAGAACUGCACCAUGGAGGACGCCAUGCACGUCCUGGAUCAGUCCGAGGACAUGGUCAAAUUGAGAAUCCAGAAAGAUGAGGACAACAUCGAUGAGUUGGAGAUGUCGGGCUCUAUAAUCUACACAGUUGAGCUGAAGAGAUAUAACGGUCCCCUGGGCAUCACGAUUUCAGGCACAGAGGAGCCCUUUGACCCCAUUGUCAUUUCUGGCCUCACUAAGAAAGGCUUGGCAGAGAGGACCGGGGCCAUUCACAUAGGGGACAGAGUCCUGGCAAUCAAUGGGGUCAGUCUGAAAGGAAAACCACUGAGCGAGGCCAUCCACCUCCUGCAGAUGGCCGGGGAAUCGGUCACCCUAAAAAUAAAAAAACAAGCUGACCGAUCUGAUAGAUGUCACUUCGUGGACAGAGAAGCUGCGUUUUUAAGCGACACAGAGGACGAUCUGACAGACUUCCCAAAAAACAGUAAACACUCAGAGAUUUAUUCUGCCACUGUGCCCAGUAUAGACUCCGCAAUGAGCUCCUGGGAUAGCUCAGGGUUUGACGCAGGCUACAGCAGCCAAGGAACAUAUCUUCACAAAGCGUCUGAUAUUCUGCUCAAUCCGAGUGAGUGGCGUCGCACACAGCACAGGAGCCAAACUAGUUCUAGUUCUGCAGGCCUUCUUCACCACACCUCACUGUAUGAUGGAAGGUUUACUGAAGAUGAGUGGGACAAGAUACCUGGAUUCGUCAGCCCUCCUCGUUGCCAUGGCACCCUGAACCAGGAAGACAGCUUUUGGUCCCAGGCUCUGCAGGACCUCGAGACCUGCGGCCAGUCUGAAAUUCUCAGGGAGCUUGAGGCAUCCAUGACAGGUAGCGCUCUCAGUCUGUACCUAGAGGAGACCAAAACCAACGAUGACUCAAUGUUUAAGUCUGACAUUAGUCCUAUUAAGAGGGAGGGAGUCCAUGUAGAGUGUAAGACCAGAAGCAACCAGAACAUGUCAACCGGAACCAGAGAUGCAACAUCUAGAGGCAAAGGGGACCCCACAGACAUCCUGUCCCCUACCACUCUGGCAUUGCACAAGGUGACUAUGAGGAAGGACAUUGAGAGCCAUGAUUUUGGUUUUAGUGUGUCUGAUGGUCUUCUGGAGAAAGGGGUUUAUGUCAACAUGAUCCGCCCUGAUGGCCCUGCUGAUCUGGCAGGGUUGAAACCCUAUGACCGCAUUCUUCAGGUGAACCGUGUGCGGACCAGGGACUUGGACUGUUGUCUGACUGUGCCCCUAAUUAUAGAGGCAGGAGACAGCUUGGACUUGGUCAUUAGCAGGAAUCCACUGGCAGCCUCAGACAACGGGCUGCCCGACGACUGUGACGAUCCCCUGAACUCACUGUUCUGCUUUCCAGAGCGCAGGACCAACACAAUCGCCCUGUGACCACAAAGAAAGACUGACACUAGCUUUAAAACACUGCAGCGCUGGGACCCCACACCACAAACACACACACGCACGCACAUCCUUCAUGUACGGUUAAGUUUGUCACAUUGUACCUCUCACACAGACCUUCACACUCACAUCCAGCACGCGGAACAUCCAGGAACAGCCGUUUGAAAGCAUCGGCAUGUGUUCACGAUUGCCGGUUUUAGUCACUGUGUUCACAUGAUGCGUUUCAAAAGGAGGCUCUGGCUUCAGGGCAGCACCCACCCCUCACCCACCUCUUCCGACUCCAGAGGCAAAGCCACACGCAGGGUUAUAUAACAGCAGAGUCAUAGCUUCAGACUGAGCCAGGAUGUCAACACACAUGCCUCAGCUCUGGAGAGACUGUAAUGCUGCACGCACACACCAUAUACAUAUACUAUCUUUUGCUUUAACAAGCUUCAUGCUCCCUCUGGCAGAAUGUUCCUUCAGUUGUUUUUCUUUAUUUUAUGCACACAAGAUACACACAUGCAUUGCUACAGACAUAUGAAACACAUACAUACACUUUCACAGGGUUAAAGGGUGUAAGGUUUAAGCCACAUUGUGCAUAUAUAAGUUAUUUCAGACAGGAUUUGGCUCACAGCCCAUCUUUCCAGCCUGUCCUCCUCCCUGCCUGCCCUGGAGUGGGGACAAGGCCUCCAAAUAGUUUGAAUCUGCUACUUGCCAAAAAUAAUUAGCUAUAUUUUCCCUUAUAUCUUAAAUUAUUGCAUAAGAACACUUUUUGUUUGUUUUUUUCUUGCUGUUUCAGCCAUAUUUCACGAAGAUGCACACAGUUCCACAACUUGCAUGCAUUUUUUUUUUCACCAACUCUACAUUUGCACAUCAAAUGUUUACCUGUUAUGAUUUGUGAUUUUCAAGUUAAAACCACCGUAUAAAUCAGGGUCUCCAUAUGUGGCAUUGCACCAGAAUGACUUAUGAUUUAGCUUGCAACCCCCCACACUUCCCUCAGCGAAUCACAUCCUUUCCUUAAUCAAAGGAUGAAAUGCCUUUCAGUUUUCACUCAUGAUUAAUUUUCUUGUUUUUACACCACAUCUGAAUGGAUUGAUUUCCAGUUGUGUUCAUUUCUGCAGUAGCUAUGAAAGUUCAAGCAUGUUGAGCAUGCAUUCGGGUUGUCCUAAGCAAGUAGCUCUUACUUAAAAUAAUGCGUUAAUGAAGCAAUCUCUGUUUGCUCCCGCCGAGUCAUUUUUAUCAUAAGACAUUGUUUUUAUAAAGCUUUUGUCUUACUGCCUCUGGAAAUGACAUCCAUGUUUUGUUUUACGUAUUGGCUGAUGUGAAGAUGUUGUGAGAUAGUUGUACUGUUCUGUUUAGAGGAGCCUUAGAGACUGAGUAUCCUUGGGACAAGACCUCUUUUUAAAAAAUCUGUUUCAGACUCAUGUCCAAUGUUAAAUGUCAUGUUGUAUACAGAGGCCUAUUUUUAAGGUUUUAUAUUAAUUUUGUGUAUUGUACCUUACAUUUUACUUUAUAAUGUAUUAUGGUAUGCAGUGCUUUAUUUUUACUUAACAGUAUACGCACAUACAGUAUGGUGUUUUAUGUGAGCUGUGAUACUGAAUGUGACUGCACAAAUUUUGGUUUUAUUUCCACAUCUACCCUGAAUAUGUCAGGAAUUGUUAAAAGGAACUUGAAAGAUGUAUUUAAUAUUAUUUUAUUUUUGUUAUUUAAUUUAACAUAGAAAUGUAAUUCUUUUUAUGAGAAUAAAGUUACAAAACCA
This is a messenger RNA of Notolabrus celidotus (New Zealand spotty), 5241 nucleotides long. RefSeq names its product glutamate receptor-interacting protein 2-like. The transcript is spliced from 24 exons. The coding region runs from base 99 to 3494 and encodes 1131 amino acids. Lineage: Eukaryota; Metazoa; Chordata; Actinopteri; Labriformes; Labridae. The record is from RefSeq and is a predicted model, not a curated record. Gene Ontology annotation, molecular function: protein binding. Gene Ontology annotation, biological process: neurotransmitter receptor transport, endosome to postsynaptic membrane.